UAGUUUACUGAACCAGCUAUAAUCCUUUAUUGAUGGAUAUGUAAGUCAUUUCUAGUCUUUUGUUCUUAAUAAACAAUAUUUCUAGGAGAUAGAUAACCUUGUACUUCAUAAAUUUAUAUAUAUGCAAGUAUAACUAGAAUAGAUACCACCAAAAGAUAAAUGCAUUUGUAAUUUGUAUGAAUUGUCAAAUUGCACUCCAUACUGGUUGUAUCAAUUUAUACUUCCACCGCCAAUAUAUGGGAGUAUGUAUUAUCAGACUGGAAACCCUGGUGGCAUAGUGGUUAAGAGCUACAGUGCUAACCAAAAGGUCAGCAGUUUGAAUCUACCUGGUGCUCCUUGGAAACCCUAUGGGGCAGUUCUACUCUGUCCUGUAGGGUCACUCUGAGUUGGAAUCGACUCAACGGCAAUGGACCCAAUGGGUUAUAACCAGACCACAACCUUGACAACACAAGCUGUUACUAAACUUUUGGAUUUGCCAAUCUCAGUAAACAUUGCUGUCAAGUUGAUUCAGACUCAUAGAGACCCUAUAGGACAGAGUAGAGCUGCCACAUAGUGUUUCCAAGGCUGUAAAUCUUUAUGGCAGCAGACUGCCACAUCUUUCUCCCAUGGAAGCACUGAUGGGUUCAAACUGCUGACCUUGCCUUUAGCUGCAGAGCACUUAAUCACUGUGCCACCAGGACUCCCUUGCAGUAACAUAGUACAGCUUUGAUUCGCAUCCCCUUACGAAAAGUGAGGUUGUGCAUCUUUUCAUAUGCUUAAAAGCCAUUUGUAUUUUCUUUCUCAUAAACUGUUUUGACCCUUUAAACAUUUUCCCUUGGAUAUUGUCUAUCUUUUGACUUAACUUAUGGUAGUUUCUGCUGUGCAGGAUUUUUUUGUUUACUUCUCUUUAUGUAGUUGAAUUUGUCAGCUACAUAUGGCUUUCUCCCAAAUCAUAAAAGAAUUCCUUAAUUGUUUAUUCUAGCACUUUGUUGGUUUCAUUUAUAUAUUAUGACAUAAAUAUACAGAAAGGUGUAAAAAUUUAAGAGAAUGUCCUUAUUCAGGAAAUUCACUCUAAUAUCUGGAACUUUCAAAUGGUUUGGUCAAAAAAGAGAAAAAAGUAUGUGGGUGUAUGUGGAGGAGUUGGGGAAGAAAUCAAAUGUAGCAUGAUACUAACAAUUAGUAAAUCUGUGUGAGGGCAUAUAGAUGUUCAUUGUAUUAUUCUUUCAACUUCUGAGAAUUUGGAAUUCCAUAAAAAAAGAUGAAGAAAAAAGCAAUUUUAAAAUUUAGAAAACAUAGAUGUAAUUUAAAAGCAAGAAUAAAAAUAAAAGAGAAAUAAGAGAUGAAAUAAGCAAAUAUAACAUAUAGAUCCUAGUUUGAACAAAUCUAUUUGGAACAUUCAGAGGAAUUUUAAUACAAACAGGGUACUAGGCAAUAUUAAGGAGUUAUUAUUAAUUUUGUUAACUAUGAAAAUGUUAUGAUUAAGUGGGAAAAUAGUCUUAUUUUUAAAGAUGUAUGCUGAAAUACUCUAUGAAAUAGCUAAAUGUCAUGGUAUCUGUAAUUUUCUUUAAAAUAUUUCUCCUAAGAAAAUCAAUGAAGCAAUAUGGCAAAAUGUUAGCAGUUGUUAAAUCUCAGUGAUAGUUAUAUGUGUGUUCAUUAUACCAAUAUCUCUGUUUUGUUUGGCACUUUUUUGAAAUUUUCAUCAUAAAAAUUUUGAAAAUGAAGAAGAAAAAUAAAAUCUAUGAGCCUCAUUUUCAGGUUAAGAAAUAGAACAUUUUAAUUAUGUUCCUAUCUGAUCUUUCCCAGCCCCACACUCUCCCUCUUCUGUGUCCCAGUACCAUUUAUUAAAUAGUCCAUCCUUUUCCUGAUGAUCUUUGGUGCUUCCUCCUCUGUCCCACUGGAUUAUUUGCCUGUUCUUGUACCUAUACAAUAUGAUCUCAAUUUCAGUAGUUUAUAAGUUGUCCUGAUACCUGCUGGAACAAGUUCUGUUUUGUUCUUGUGUCACCUCUAAAAUAUAUGUUGGAAAUGCAAACUCUUUGUACAUAAAAUUUAAAAAUCUUCACUCAAAAAAAAAAUACACAUGGCUCAUAAGCAUGUAAAAAGAUGCUCAACAUCAGUAGUCAUUAGGGAAAUGCAAAUAAAACCACUAUCAAUAGCCUAGAAUGGCUAUAAUACAUGCGACAGAUAAUAACACAUAUUAGCAAGGAUGUGGAGAAAUUGGAACCUUCAUACAUUGCUGGCAGGAAUGUGAAAUGCUGUAACAGCUUCAGAGAAGUUUGGCAGUUUCUCUAAACGUUAAACAUAAAACUACCACAUGACCCAGUAAUUCCACUCCUAGGUAUUUACUCAAGAAUAAUGAAAAUGUAUGUCUUCACAAAGACUUGCAUGUGAAUGUUCAUAGAGGCAUUGAUAUUCAUAAUAGCUAAAAUCUUGAGACAACCUAGAUGUUCAUGAAGUGGUGAAUGGAUAGACAUUAUGUUGGGUGAUGGAAUGAUAGGUAAUUUUUUCUUUAAAUUAUUUUCUACAUUUUUCCUUAAUGACUUAACAUAAAUUUUCAGAAAUACUUUUAAGGAGUUAUUUUUAGUGAAGGAUAUACUUGAUGAGCCAACUGGCUAAGGCCCUGAAUAUGCCCUGUGAGUCCUGCCGAGGAUACAUUGUUAUUUUCUGAGUACAGUUCUAUACUUCUCUCAGAGAGCUUGUGGGGUCCAGAUUUUAUGGAAAUGAGCUCAAGAAGGAAAAACAGGUCAACCAACGAAUUAAAAAUAUGAUGCAACAAAAAGCUCAGAUAACCAGUCAGCAGCUAAGGAAAGCACAAUUACAGGUUGACAGAUUUGCAAUGGAUUUAGAGCAGAGCCGGGAUCUGAACAGUACCAUAGUGCAUAUUGACAUGGAUGCUUUCUAUGCUGCUGUAGAAAUGAGGGACAAUCCAGAACUGAAGAAUAAACCCAUCGCUGUAGGAUCAAUGAGUAUGUUGACUACUUCAAAUUACCAUGCAAGGAAGUUUGGUGUUCGUGCAGCCAUGCCAGGAUUUAUUGCUAAAAGACUCUGCCCACAACUUAUUAUAGUGCCUCCAAACUUUGACAAAUACCAAGCUGUGAGUAAAGAGGUUAAGGAAAUACUUGCUGAUUAUGAUCCCAAUUUUAUGGCCAUGAGUCUUGAUGAAGCCUACUUGAAUAUAACAGAGCACUUACAGGAAAGACAAAAUUGGCCUGAGGACAAAAGAAGAUAUUUCAUCAAAACAAGAAACUCUAUAGAAAAUGAUAAACCAAGAGAGGAAGUUGGUAAAUUGAGUGAACGUGAACUGUCCAUCUCUCCACUACUUUUUGAAGAUAGUCCUCCUGAUCUGCAGCCUCCAGGAAUUUCUUUCCAAGUGAACUUUGAAGAACAUAACAACCCUCAAAUACUCCAAAACUCAGUUGUUUUUGGAACAUCAGCUGAGGAAGUGGUAAAGGAAAUUCGUUUCAGAAUUGAGCAAAAAACAACACUGACAGCCAGUGCAGGCAUUGCCCCAAAUACAAUGUUAGCAAAAGUAUGCAGUGAUAAGAAUAAACCAAAUGGACAAUAUCAAAUUCACCCCAACAGACAAGCUGUGAUGGAUUUCAUCAAGGACUUACCCAUUAGAAAGAUUUCUGGAAUUGGACAAGUUACAGAGAAAAUGUUAAAGGCCCUUGGAAUUAUUACUUGCACAGAACUCUACCAACAAAGGGCAUUACUUUCUCUCCUUUUCUCUGAAACAUCUUGGCAUUAUUUCCUUCAUGUCUCUCUGGGGCUAGGCUCAACACACCUGGAAAGGGAUGGAGAGAGGAAAAGUAUGAGCGUUGAGAGGACAUUCAGUGAGAUAAGUAAAGCAGAAGAACAGUACAGCUUGUGCCAAGAGCUUUGCAGUGAACUUGCUCAAGAUCUUCAGAAAAAAGGACUUAAGGGUAGAACUGUUACCAUUAAGCUGAAGAACGUGAAUUUUGAAGUCAAAACCCGUGCCUCUACGGUUUCAUCUGUUGUUUCUACUGCUGAAGAAAUAUUUGCCAUUGCUAAGGAAUUGCUAAGAACGGAAGUUGAUGCUGAUUUUCCACAUCCUUUGAGAUUAAGACUUAUGGGUGUGCGGAUAUCUAGUUUUGCCAAUGAAGAAGACAAGAAACACCAACAAAGGAGCAUUAUUGGCUUCUUACAGGCUAGAAACCAAGCCCUGGCAGCCACUGAGUGUAUACUAGAGAAAACUGACGAAGAUCAGUUUACAAAACCUUUAAAAAUGUCUCAUGAGAGUUUCUUCGAUAAAAAAAGAUCAGAAAUGAAAUGGAACCACCAAGACACGUUUAAAUGUGAAACUGUGAGUAAACCAAGUUUACACACAUCACAACCGUUUCAAGUUUUAAAGAAGAAGAUGGAUGAGAAUUUAGAAACAUCAAAGAAUUCAGAUAACUGUCAGAUAUUUACCUGUCCUGUUUGCUUUAGGGCGCAAGAAAGCAUCAGCCUGGAAGUCUUUAAUAGACAUGUGGAUGCAUGUCUUGGUGGACCUUCAGUCAGUGAAGACCAUGCUUUCUCUUCAGAAGUUAACAGGGAAGAAAACGCACAUCAUUCUCUUUCAGUCUUUGAGAAGCAGGAUUCUGAAGCCCAUCAGAAGAAUACAGAGGUCACUUCAGUAGACUGUGCAGAUUUGAUAGAGACUGUAGGGAACCUAUCUAAAGCAGAAAGUAUAGAUGCUUUAAGUAAUAAGCACAGCAAAGAGGAAUGUCAUAGCCUUCCAAGCAAGUCUUUUAAUACUGAAUGCUUUCAUCAGAGCUCUUCUUAUACUGUUUCACUGGAAAAUGAAGAUGGCAUAUCAUUAAGUAGGCAAGAAUCCUCCCAGCCAUCUUCACAUGGAAUGAUAACCGACCAAGCUCUAGUUUGUCCUGUUUGUAACCUAGACCAAAAGACUUCAGAUCUUUCCCUAUUCAAUAUGCAUGUGGAUGUUUGCUUAAAUAAAGGUAUUAUCCAGGAACUGAGGAAGGAUAAAGUUAAUCCAGUUAACCAACCCAAACAAUGCUCAACAAGUACUGCAGGUAGCGCAGGCAGAGCACAGAAGACUGUAACAAGAACAAGAAGGCCAGGACUGAUAACAAAGCAUUCAAGAUCAAAGAAAACAAAGCCAGACAAUUCCAGACACACCCUCGAUCUAUUUUUUAAAUGAACAUUGAACAUUUUUGUCAUUAAUUUUUUCAGUAGAGCUUCUUAUUUUAUAAUCAAGGAGUUUAUUCUUCUUCAUUAAAAGUUUGGAUAUGUAUUUAGUUAAAAGCAAGUGCAGUGAUCUGUCUCCAAAAGAUAUUUAUUUCCUUUCAUAUGAAUUUGGAAUAUAUGCUAAUUUACUUCUGUAUACCUUUUUGAAAACCGUGAGAAUUUCAUUUCCAGUAUACAUCAACUGGGAAUCAGUGAUGUUAGGGGUAAUUUAUAAAAAGAGAAACCUAAGAAUAGAAAUAGAAAGUCAUUUCUUUCUUUAUUGUUUUUGAAAUGACUAUAAAAACAUUUAUAAGGACUCUCAGAGGUCCACACAAACCUAAUCUAGCCUAAGAAUUUUUUAGCACUUACCUACUUUGUUGGCACUGGACUAUCGUAUUUGAUCCUAGUUUCUUCAGGUACCUCAUGAGCUUUCGUAACUAAAAUUUAUCAUAAGUGCUGUGAAGAAUAUUAGCAGAACUAGUAUGAGUGGUUUUGUACCUUCAGAAAAUACCACAAGAUUAUUUGUUAAAGAGAUUUUUACUUAAAAUAUGAUUGUUUUUCUUAUUUAAAAUUCCUUUAUCUUGUGAAUAAGCACUUGAUUCACUUUAAGCAAUAUUUAACCAAAGAUUCAAGGUAGUUAUUUUCUUAUGUAGGACUUUUAAAUGGCAUUAUUUAAUUUCUUGGCAGUUAUGUUUGUACUUUCUUCAAGAGAAAAAUGUAUAAUUCAAAAGAUUAUACAUCGCUUCGUUACAUUUUAUAAUUUUUUUUUAUUAUUUACACAGUUUAACAGUUUUAAAUAGUUAUUCCAAACGUUUUUGAGCUAUCAGUAAGUUAGAGUUCUUAUCAAAAGACAAUUAUUUAAUUGGAAUAUGAAGAUGAAAACCAAUUCUGUUAAUGCUUUAGGAACUGAAUCUUUUGUUCUUUUAUUUAUUUUUUUAUUUUCUCUUUUUCUACUUUUCAUAUUUUAGCUUAUUAUCCAAAUAUAUAAGCACAUAAUAUUUUUAGGGAUAGCUUAAAUUAGGAUAUUGCACAAUCUUUGGCCCAAGUGGUAACUUAACUUUUAAUUAGAUUAUUUAAAAUUAGGCUUAAUGCUUAUUAUUAUAUACUGUGUUAUUAUAUUAUUAUAUAUUAUGGUGGAUACAAAAAGUUAUAGAGUUAUAGUUCUUGAAUGUGUGACUUACUUAUGUAAGUACUGUAUAAAAUUAAGUUCAAUGAAACACUGAUUUAAUGUAUUGAAAAGUAGAUAGCACCAUAUUUAGUUAUUUCUGUCCUUAGGAAUAACACAAAGGUACCCUCUAUAAUUUUGCUGGAGAUCCUACCCAAUUCAAUAAAUAAAUAAGAUGAAUAAAAACUGGAAACAAAGGGGGAAAAA
Loxodonta africana (African savanna elephant) is the source of this 6538-nucleotide messenger RNA. It is a transcript of the gene POLK, whose product is annotated as DNA polymerase kappa. Lineage: Eukaryota; Metazoa; Chordata; Mammalia; Proboscidea; Elephantidae. Gene Ontology annotation, biological process: error-prone translesion synthesis. Gene Ontology annotation, cellular component: nucleus. The record is from RefSeq and is a predicted model, not a curated record. The transcript has 14 exons. Bases 2741 to 5140 code for a protein of 799 amino acids. Gene Ontology annotation, molecular function: DNA-directed DNA polymerase activity; damaged DNA binding.